Molecule: messenger RNA, 1011 nt
Organism: Penicillium macrosclerotiorum
Lineage: Eukaryota; Fungi; Ascomycota; Eurotiomycetes; Eurotiales; Aspergillaceae
Exons: 1
Coding region: 1-1011 (336 amino acids)
Biological process (GO): L-valine biosynthetic process
Cellular component (GO): acetolactate synthase complex; mitochondrion
Molecular function (GO): acetolactate synthase activity; flavin adenine dinucleotide binding; thiamine pyrophosphate binding
Source: RefSeq, a predicted model, not a curated record
AUGUUAGCGGCCUAUACUGCAGGCAGCUUGGCUAAACUGCCUCUGGCACAAUUACCACGUCCUGAUCUGAUUUUACUGCUGGGUGCCCGAACAGGAAUGUUCCUUGGUGGUCGAGGUGGCCUCAUCAUUCCGGAGAAAGACUGCAAACUCGUCCAAGUUGAUUGUGACGGCGGUGAAAUCGGACGAUCCCUUUCAGUUGAUCUUGGAAUCGUCUCCGAUAUUAAGGCUUUCGUGUCAGCACUCAAAGAAAAGUUAAGGGCCACGGACACAGCCAAUAUCGACAAAUCUUGGGUCCGAGCUGCGCUUUCUCUUGCCUCGAUGGAAGUACCAUUCGAGAAGGAGCCGGAGAUGACCGAUUCUGGUCUUCUGCAUCCAUAUCACGCCAUCAAAAGUCUGAUGACUGCCCUUGAUCCGGGAAGUAUCAUCGUUUUGGACGGCGGUGAAGCAGGAGUCUGGGCUGCAGAUCUUGCAUCUCUUUCACAACCUCACACUGUAAUGAAAGCCACAGGCUACCUUGGAUUUCUUGGAAAUGGAUUCGGAUAUUCCUUAGGUUGCGCUAUUGCUGCUCCUGAUCGCAAGGUGAUCAAUAUGCAGGGAGACGGGUCUGCUGGCUUUCAUUUGCUGGAACUUGACACAUUUAAGCGAUUCAACUUGGACAUCAUGACUAUCGUGGUUAAUAACUCCAACUGGGGCAUGAGCAUCAACGGACAAGACCUCAUUUAUGGAAGCAAGCAUCAAGCACGACCUGUGAGUCAAUUGAGCUCAGCAACAGAAUACGAUAUUGUAGCAAAGGGCCUUCAGAAUGGUGCUGCAAAAAUUUCGGUGAUGGCCGAUAUUCACAGCACUGUCUCCAAACUUAAAGCACAGUCGGGGCCUACUUGUCUCAAUUUGAUUGUUGAUCGCAAGCCAACUCAUCCUGUAACAACCAUGAUGGUCGGACUCACCGAUAAUCCUGAUUCUGUGGUGGUACCAUACUACGACAAUAUUCCAAGGGCUUACUACAAGCUAUGA